ACUUGACUUCCACCUUACUUACCGCAAACCGUUUCAUCCCAAAUGAUACAGGGUAUUAUAAGCAUAUAACCUCAUGGAAGCCGCAGCAAGCCCUUUGAAAGCAUUAUCUCCUGUACAAGAGAGAAAACUAAGAGACUUCCUUGAGGAUCGCUUCCUUGAGCUCACACGCAACUUCAAAAAGCGGUGCGUACCAGCAGUGCUCUGCAUAUUCCGAUUCCGCUCAACUCGUCCCAGUUCGGAACCAACAAGUACAACAGUUGCAACACUCGCAGACUAUCUGCGCGAAUCUCACACCCUGUUUUCGCUCACCCUCCAGAUCCCGCCCACGCCGCCAUCUGCUUCCCUGCGGACGACCUUCCUCCUGCGCCUCACAGGCGACAUCAUGGGUGCCAUCCCGGGGUAUCGCCCCACGCCGGACGUGCUCCCGCAGCUGCUCGACUGGCUGAACGACCUCGACCGUGGCUGGCUCGCGGUGCUGCGUGGGCAGGCCUGGGACGCAGACGCGCGUGUGGGCACCGACGUACCACACGCGCUCCAGCCGCCAGACGGCGAUGCGCCUGCGUCGACCACCGUGCUCGGCUCGCCCCUCAGCCAGACGGAGCGCACGCGCCUCCGGAGCCUGCUCAUCGGGGGCACGGCGCAGCUCGAGGAGUGGCUUGUCAACCUCGACGCGGCGCGAUCAGAUGCGGACUACACCAUGGUGCUCGAGACGAUGGGCCUCCAGCAGGGCUUCGACGAUCUAUUCUCCGGCACGCUGACAGAGAUGGGGUCGUUUGACGGCGCGGUGAACGUCCCGGAGGGAAUGGAAGGGACGUGCUAAAGAAUGUAGAGUAUACAGAAACGGUACUUUUCGCCAUUCGUGAAAGCUCCUUGUCGCGCACAAACUUCAAGCAUAUCACUAGUAUACUUGGUGGGUCGCACUGUGGGCCUGCCAGAGGUCGUUGCACUGCAUCAAUCAGUAGAAAGGUCAGUAUAUGCGCUAUUGUUAUCAUCGAGUA
Messenger RNA from Phanerochaete carnosa HHB-10118-sp, 998 nucleotides. RefSeq lists its product as uncharacterized. The annotation marks the transcript as partial. NCBI's taxonomy places the organism in Eukaryota, Fungi, Basidiomycota, Agaricomycetes, Polyporales, Phanerochaetaceae. The transcript has a single exon. The record is from RefSeq and is a predicted model, not a curated record.